CAGGCCCAAAACAAGAUGGCAGGCUGCUGGAGCUGGGUCUUCCUUCUAACUGUCUGUGCUGUCAGUUUGUUUGAGGCCAGUGCAGAGAUCAAAGUCACCAUUCCUGUGGGCAAGUUCUUCACAUAUGAGCUGCUGAGAGAGACUUUCCAGAAUGACUUUGAGCCUUUGUCAAAACUCUACGCAGGGCGCUUAUACGAUGACCCCAUGAUUUUUAAGUGCAACCGGCAGAAUUUUCCAGACCUCCCAGAGUGGCUGCGCUUCACCCAGAGGCACCCCUACGAUAAUGGCUUCCUGUACGGCACGCCAACGUCUCCAGGAAAAAGUAUAAUUGAGAUCUACGCCAUCAACAAAAGGAGCUAUGAGGCAGCCAGACACAUCCUCGUAAUCAAAGCCACUGCAGAGAAGAUGCUGCCCUAUCAGGCAGAGUUCUUCAUCAAGCUGAGGGAGAUUGAGAAGGUGCUGCCCUCUUCUGUCCAGGAAGCAAUAAAGCACGAUGUACAGAAGCUUUGGGACACGGAGGCCUUGGAAAUUGUCAAUAUCACCAACGCCCUCGACCGGGGCGGCAGAGUUCCCCUCCCUCUCGCGGGACACUUUGAAGGCGUGUAUGUGAAGGUGGGGUCGGAGCAGUAUUUCUCAGAUUGUCUCCGGAGGGUGAUGACAUCGGAGCAUCAGAAGCAGUGCACAGCAGGGAACAAAGUCAAGGUCCCAGGAGGAUGCAACUUCUGCAACAUUCCCAGCAACUGUAUCACCUGGUGCAAGACAGAACUGUUUGAUCUGACGAAGGCGGAGCCGGCUCCACCUGCUCCCACCAUGGGUUCUGGGAUCCUGGAGGACGGAGGUGACUUCGGCCCUCCAGAGUCUCCCCCGAGCAGAGACUUCCUCCCGGACUACAUCGUGACGGUGAUCGUGCCCCUGAUCCUCGCCAUCAUCCUGUGUCUGCUGCUGGCCUACAUCAUGUUUGGCAGACGAGAGGGAGUUGCAAAAAGGAAUGCAAGAACAAACCAAAUCCAGCUGUACCACCACCACACUAUUCACGGGAACAGCGAUGAGCUGAGGAGCAUGGCCGGAGACCGCGGACACUCUCCACCUCUGUCCACACUGCCCAUGUUCAACAGCCGGACUGGAGACAGGGCCCCCCCGCUGCACUCUGACAGCAUCCCCCUCAUCAUGGCCCAGCAUGAUCCAUACAGUGACACGCUGCCCAGGAAAUGAGAACAACGGAUAAAGAGUCAUUCAUGCAGUCUAUGGUUCGAUAUUUGCAGUGAGAGAACAUGUUUUUUUCUUCUUUAGAUGCCAUUUGAAUCAAAUAAGAGUGUAGUUUGUAAAAUUGUUAUUUGCCGUUUAUGAUUUUCAAUAUUCCCAUAUUUCUCUAUUAAUAAAAAAUAUGAAAAGCCACAUUCUUCAUUGUUGUCAGCAAAGCAUAAAAUGUCAAAGGUU
This is a messenger RNA of Anoplopoma fimbria (sablefish), 1437 nucleotides long. It is a transcript of the gene sgca, whose product is annotated as sarcoglycan, alpha. The record is from RefSeq and is a predicted model, not a curated record. The coding region runs from base 16 to 1212 and encodes 398 amino acids. The transcript has 11 exons. Gene Ontology annotation, cellular component: sarcoglycan complex; membrane. Gene Ontology annotation, molecular function: calcium ion binding. Lineage: Eukaryota; Metazoa; Chordata; Actinopteri; Perciformes; Anoplopomatidae.